Messenger RNA from Ziziphus jujuba (common jujube), 2050 nucleotides. RefSeq lists its product as uncharacterized. The coding region runs from base 449 to 1567 and encodes 372 amino acids. The transcript is spliced from 3 exons. NCBI's taxonomy places the organism in Eukaryota, Viridiplantae, Streptophyta, Magnoliopsida, Rosales, Rhamnaceae. The record is from RefSeq and is a predicted model, not a curated record.
AUUAAGUGCAGAAAGGCAACAGCAACAACAACAACAACAACAACAACAACAACAGAGGCAUUUGCGAAACCAAAGCAGCUGCAACUCCCAAAACCACCGGAGAGACCCACUCACUCUUUCUUUGUCUUGCGUUCUUUUCUUUCUUUCUCUCUCUACCAUUUAGUAUUCCAUUCCAUUACAUUGAAAAAAGCUACUCUCUGUCUCCGUCUCUGUCUCUGUCUCUGUCUCUCUCUCUCUCUCUCUCUUUUAUAUCUCUUCCAUUACAAGCAAAACCCAUCACCACCAUAUUCCCACCUCUUCCAUUAACUUUUUUAUUCCUUCAGAUUUCUUCCAAUUUUCCAUUACUUUCUUUCUAACCAAACCAAACCAUGUAAAUUUUUCCCACUUCCAAUUCUUACCCAUAUUUUCUUUUUCUACUUGUUUCUUUUAUUUUAUUUUAUUUAAAAAAAUGGGAAACUGUGUUACCAAGUCAAAGAAAUCAACGGCGGAGAUUGUCCCCCACCAAGACCAAUCAUCCUCCGCUGCCGUCAGAUUCUUCGGAUCCGCAAAACCCAUACCCGAAACCAUCGUUCCAAACCCCGACAGCUCCUCCGCCGUCAGACUCUUCGGAUCCGCAAAACCCACACCCGAAACCAUCAUCCCAAACCCCGACAGCUCCUCUGCCGUCAGACUCUUCGGAUCCGCCUCCGGCAUCAACACGGCCUACGUCCGUCUAACGCUCCUCCACAAAUCCAUCAACCACCGCUUCACCGCCUCCGUCGCCGACACCCCAAUCCUGGAAAUAGGCGGCGAGAGAAUCUCCGGCAACCGGGAUUUCCUCCUCCAGUGCAUCGAGACCAAGUUCCCUCACCCGCCGUUAAAACCAGCAGCAGCAGCAUCUUCCGAUAACACGACGCCGUUGCCGGUGAGAGCGACUGUGCUCCAGCACAAAAGCAUGGUUUGGCAUGUGGAUAGGAUGGUGAGGUGGUCUGAGGAUUUGGCUUCGAGAGGUGGGAAGAAGAAGGGUAAUGGGAUUGUGGGUGUUGAUCCAACGGUUGGGACGCCUCGGAUGGAGGUCAGAAAGUUCGGUAGGAGCUACUCCCAUUUGCUGGAGAUGAUGUUGGAACACGCUCAGAUGGAGGAGAAGAUUCUUUUCCCCAUCUUGGACGUUGAUGAUCCUGCAAUAUGCAAAGCUGCAAAUGAGGAACAUGCAAGGGACCUACCCAUCAUGAAUGGCAUCAAAGAAGACAUCAAAUCCAUUGGAGUUCUGGACCAUGGCAGCCCUUCAUACCACGAGGCGUUUUCCAAUCUGUCGAAACGCCUCAAAUCAUUGCAGGAACAUUGUAAGCAACACUUUGUAGAAGAGGAGAAGCAGUUGUUACCUUUCAUGGAGGCAGCAGAACUUAGCAAAGAGCAACAGCGGAAGCUAUUAGAGCGGUGUAUGAACGUGAUGCAAGGGACACACUCGCAUUUGAUCAACUUUCUUCUCGAAGGACUACUGCCUUCAGAAGCCAUGCAGUACUUGGACUUGAUCUGCAUGUGCAGCAACAAUGAACAGCUGCUCUCCAUGCUUGACAUUUCCAAGUAAGGUAGUUUGUUGGCUGCGAUUAUAUGGAUAUAAGAGGGAUGAGUUAUUGCGUUUUUUUAAAUGUCGAUAUAGGAACCACUGAGUGUUCUCCAUAGUCUCUGGCAUUUACUGAACAGAUUAUAUGGUUUUCACAUUCCUUCACUCUGCUAGUGUGAAAGAGGGAAAGGAAAGGUUCAGAAGAAUGUUACAAACUGGGGAUAGAUAUUGAGAUGUUAUGCAGUGUUGGUAUUUUGGGUAACUGUGAAUACUUGUAGUUGAAGAACCAAGUUGUACCAAAAAUAAGUGUGAUUUGAUUGAUUAAAGGAGACUCUUUUGAGAUUAGUGGGGGAUAAAUUUGAAAGAUUUGGGUUUAUUGCAUCAAAGUAUGUGAGGCUUUUUUUAAUAAAGCUAUUUGUUUGUAAAAUCAAAAGCAGUAUGUAAGUUUCAGGAAUUGAGACUUUUUAUUUCCCCCAACUAUCUUUGUUUAAGGUCAUUUGCCGAUUC